Molecule: messenger RNA, 1582 nt
Organism: Argentina anserina (silverweed cinquefoil)
Lineage: Eukaryota; Viridiplantae; Streptophyta; Magnoliopsida; Rosales; Rosaceae
Product: CBL-interacting serine/threonine-protein kinase 9
Exons: 14
Coding region: 167-1498 (443 amino acids)
Biological process (GO): protein phosphorylation; signal transduction
Molecular function (GO): protein serine/threonine kinase activity; ATP binding
Source: RefSeq, a predicted model, not a curated record
CUCUCUCUCUCUCUCUCUCUCUCUCUUUCUCUCUCUCUCUGCCACCCAAAUUUGCCGGAACGUUAAUGAGACUUGACAAAGGUCGGGGCUUGAGCCACCCCAGUUGGGAAACUUGAGCCGUGUGAUCUUGAUAUCAUAAGAGGGAGGGAGGGAGCUGAGGGAAAGGAUGAGUAAUCCGAAGUCUCCGAGGAUGAGGACCCGGGUCGGCAAGUACGAGCUGGGAAAGACUCUCGGGGAGGGUACCUUUGCCAAGGUCAAGUUCGCCAAGAACACAGAAACCGGGCAGUGCGUGGCCAUCAAAAUCCUUGAUCGUGAGCAAGUCCUCAAGCACAAGAUGGUUGAACAUAUAAAAAGAGAGAUAUCGACAAUGAAGCUGAUCAAACACCCGAAUGUGACACAGAUGUUUGAGGUUAUGGCAAGCAAAACUAAGAUCUACAUUGUUCUCGAGUUUAUUGAUGGGGGUGAGCUCUUUGACGAAAUAGCCAAGAAUGGAAGAUUAAAAGAGGAAGAUGCCAGGAGAUACUUUCAGCAGCUUAUUAAUGCUGUGGAUUACUGUCAUAGUCGAGGCGUGUACCAUAGGGAUUUAAAGCCAGAAAAUCUUCUCUUGGAUUCAUUUGGGGUCCUUAAAAUUUCAGAUUUUGGAUUGAGUACAUUUGAACAGCAAGUGCGGGAAGAUGGGCUGCUUCAUACUGCCUGUGGGACUCCAAAUUAUGUUGCUCCUGAGGUUCUGAAUAAUAAAGGAUACGAGGGUACAUCAUCUGAUGUUUGGUCUUGUGGGGUGAUCCUGUUUGUACUUAUGGCCGGUUACCUGCCUUUCGAUGAACCAAAUCUUAUAGCUCUGUACCGAAAGAUAUGCAAAGCGGAAUUUUCAGGUCCAACAUGGUUUUCUUCCGGCGCAAAGAAACUGAUACACCGUAUACUUGAUCCAAACCCUGCUACGAGGAUGACAAUUCCCGAGAUAUUAGAAAAUGAUUGGUUUAAGAAAGAUUACAAGCCAGCACAAUUUAAAGAAGAAGACAAUAUAAAUCUUGAUGAUGUGGAUGCUGUUUUCAACAAAUCGAAGGAAAAUUUGGUAACAGAAAGGAGAGAAAAACCUACAUCGAUGAAUGCUUUUGAGCUUAUUUCUCGGUCACAGAGUUUCAAUCUAGAAAAUUUAUUUGAGAAGCAGAUGGGUCUUGUGAAACGAGAAACCCGUUUUACUUCUCAACGCCCAGCAAAUGAAAUCAUGACUAAGAUUGAGGAAACUGCAAAGCCUUUGGGUUUUAAUAUCCACAAGAAAAACUACAAGAUGAAAUUGCAAGGUGAUAAGCAUGGAAGGAAGGGUCACCUCUCUGUGGCCACUGAGGUAUUCGAGGUGGCUCCCUCUGUGCACAUGGUAGAACUCAGGAAAACUGGUGGUGACACACUCGAGUUUCACAAGUUCUAUAAAAACUUCUCAUCCGGGUUGAAAGACAUUGUGUGGAACUCGGAAGAAACUACCAACGAAGGAUCAAGGUGAUAAUCACCCCUAUCUUCCUCUCUGACUCUUCAACUACUCGUCUGUGCAGGUCAUAACAAACUCUUUUCUUUUCAUGUCCAAUUG